Messenger RNA from Fusarium pseudograminearum CS3096, 687 nucleotides. RefSeq lists its product as uncharacterized. The transcript is spliced from 2 exons. Gene Ontology annotation, biological process: cytoplasmic translation. NCBI's taxonomy places the organism in Eukaryota, Fungi, Ascomycota, Sordariomycetes, Hypocreales, Nectriaceae. The record is from RefSeq and is a predicted model, not a curated record. The coding region runs from base 1 to 687 and encodes 228 amino acids. Gene Ontology annotation, molecular function: protein binding.
AUGGGACGGGAAGACCAAGUAGAAGAGCGCGAGGUGCUCGAAUCAAUUUUCCCAGAAGAAAUUACAGACAUCUCUGAAACCGAGUUUAGAGUCUCAGUCGCACUAGAUAUUCCCGACGAAGAAGAUGAAGAACCUCCGACCAUGCUCCUCCAAGUGAGGUAUCCAGAAGACUACCCCGAAAAGCCGCCUCAUCUCGACAUUCUAGCUCCUCCCAAUGCCAUAGCCCACGAACAUUUCAAUGUUGCAGACGAUCGCGACCAGCUUCUCGCUAGCCUCGAUGAGACUAUCCAAGAAAACCUCGGCAUGGCAAUGAUUUUUGCCAUCGUUUCCACACUAAAGGACAAUGCCGAGCAGCUCGUCCAGGAGCGCAAGGAUGUCAUCACAAGGGCCCAUGAGGAGGCUGCCCAGGCUGCAGAGGCAGAGGAGAACAAGAAGUUUCACGGUACCCGUGUGACUCCCGAGACUUUUAUCAAGUGGCGCGAGGGCUUCAUAAAAGAGAUGGAGGAUAAGAGGCAACAGGAGGAGGACGACCGCCUGGCUGAAAUGAAGAAGGCAAGAGUCAAGGAGCCUGCUCGAUUGACGGGCAGACAGCUUUGGGAGAGAGGUCUUGCUGGCAAGGGUGAUGAUGAAGAGGAUGAUGACAUGCCCGUGGAGGGUGUUGAGAAGCUCAAGGUUGAGGCCGUAUAA